Molecule: messenger RNA, 1888 nt
Organism: Blastomyces dermatitidis ER-3
Lineage: Eukaryota; Fungi; Ascomycota; Eurotiomycetes; Onygenales; Ajellomycetaceae
Exons: 4
Coding region: 699-1055 (118 amino acids)
Source: RefSeq, a predicted model, not a curated record
CCCAUUCUAUCCCUUACCCCGAAUUGUUCAAAGAAGAUGUGAGCUUUCCAGAAAAUUCUAGGUACUCCCGUAGUUAUACCAUACCGCCAGCAAUUUAUUAAGCCCCCACCGGAGUUAAAGGGGGCAGUUUCCAGUAACCCCGGAUUGACACUAUCAACUUCGUGCCCUCGCCUAUGAAUCUACCUAGGUGGAUUGCCAUGUAUAGGUGGAUAUACUUGGCUUGCUUGUCUUUUAUUAUGGAUAUGUAAUUAUUUAGUGAUGAAUUAAGAGUAGAAAGGGGAGAGCCAUCAGGUCGGAUAUAUCCCCCGCCUCCCGGCCUUUCCACGCCCUUGUUUCUCAGGCAAAGUCUUGCGCCCAUGAGAUGACUUAACAUGGAUAAUAUCUAUCGAUUGAGACAUGCGACACACCUGUGGAAUGAGAAGGGCCAAAUUUGAACGGCAGAGUCGUAAUUAACUCCCAAAUUUGCCGAAACAGGAUCGAAUGAUCGAUGCCCUUGAAACUCCGCUCCGCCUUCCCUUCGCUCUCCCGCUCCGCUGGCAGGCAGUCAAUCUAAUCUACCGGUGCUGCUUCACAUAGGGUACUUUGUUUUGAGAAAAAACAUUUCCAAGAUCCCAGGUGUCAAAGGCAUCUCUAUCUACAUCUAGGGGUUUAUAGCACAUUGCUCACACAGGUCCCAGUAUGGAAAAUUUAUCCAUAGAAUGUUGCUUGCUAUCGGGAUACAAACAUGGCUAUCUGCAUAUAUAGGCCUGUUAUUACCCUCUCCCUGUAUUGCCACUUUGAUGAAUGGGAAGACAUCUGAUGUGAGCAAUAAUACUCUUCAUAGAUCUAGACAUUCCCUUGUCAAGUUCAGACCAGACUCCACAUUGAGGAAGAAAGAGAUAAUGAUUGUUGAAAUUAACAUUUUCCACAUAAUCAAAAAUUACAUACACUCCUGCUGCUCAACUGCAACUGAUGCUCUGAGAAUGAAAGUGCCUGUCAAGAUAAGAUCACAAGUUACUGGCUCUCUUGAACUGAAAGAGCCCUGUUGCACUGAAUACUAUAUCUGGAGAUUAUGAACUGAUGUGCAAUCUCCAACCAUCACUCCAUUGAUAAUACCUAAUCAACUAGUUUGGCUGGCUCUGCACCCACAUACUCAUGACACAUGAUGCUUUCUGUGGAUUCUGAUGGAGCUGCUCUUCAAUUAGACACUCUGAAACUAACAUUGAAAGAGUUGUGAGACCAAUCCUGGGUGACCGGCGCUAUCUCUGUCUAAGCUCUGGGUAUUUGUAGCUUAAAAGGGGGACUUCAGCUGCUCAGGGGGCGCCUGGGAAUAUUCCCAAGCUGGAGGCAAAAUACCCAAACAAAACUCCGCAAACCUGGGGCUACAGAUGGCCCCAAACCCAGACACGGAUAGUCUGUGAAUGCCUGAAUGGUAUCCCCGUCAACAUCUAAAAGCCUCCCCGAACAGGUGAACUCGCGGAAGCAGUUUCAAUUCAAGGCGCGAUGGGCUUUGCUAUGAGCCAACCGAAUUAUUUUUGGUAUGAUUUUAGAUUGUUUGGUUUGUGUCCAACUAACAGGGCUUCUUGGGCUAUCGUGCUUCUUGUGCCAAAGUGCUUGCCCAGAAUAUGUUCCUCGGGAUUAGACAUGUGAUAGUUAACCAAGUGAUGAUUUGUUGGUGGUGGAGAACAGAAGGAAGCGGGUCCUUCAAAACUCCAUGUCCAGCAAACAGUCUUUCUAAAUUUUCUAUUUUCUAACCUGGGCAGAGUCUACACUUCUCCUCUACUUACUCCGUGGAUCUCACAAGACCUCUAAAUCAUAGAAGAUCCUCCCUCCCUCAACAGGCUAAAUUUCUUUGCUCUCGCUGCCACUCAAGACCAGCUGACUCUUUCCUCCCAAAGUGGAAUCGAUG